ACUUUAGAAAGUUUAGCUAUUUAUUUGAUCAUUAUAUGAAUUUCCUUUGUUUCAGGGAGAUAGCUAAGCGUGGAAUACUGGAGAAACAGACAGUCUUAGAAUCUACAGUACAGAAGUACCAAGCUGAGCUGGCCGCAGCUUCCUCUAACAGUACAGCCAAAGAGAUCCUUAUCAACAAGCUAGACGAACAGGUGAAGUCCCUGCAUGAACAGAUUGAACAAAGAGACAAAAAGAUCAAGAAUUUGGAAUCUCGUUUGGUUCUGGCCAUCAAAGAAUCCAGAAAGGCAACCUUUAGGAAUGACAGUUUCGCUCUGUCUGACAGUGUGAACUCCUCUCCGAGCAAACGACCAGACAGUCGUGUCAGUCGACACUCGGACAGUACGUCCAGCGACCUCUCUCUGACCCGAUCGGCCUCACAAAAGGGAGGUAACUCAUUCAGACACUCCUUAAGGAGGUCAGAAGGGGGACAAGACAAUAGCAGGAUCAAAAAAGACACAGCCAGUGUGAGGCAUCCCAUGAGACUAAGUGUUGAUUAUGGGGAGGACAGAUUUCAGAUGGUGAAGUCUCCAUUACCUGAUAAAAGAAAUGCUUGUUCUGUGAUGUGAUAUAGUAUAAACAGGAUAUUUAAUUGGGGAAUCAAGUGUUUGUUGUAUGUAUGGGCAUUCAUAACUAUCUGGGUGUUAAAGAAAGUGAAAGAGAUUUCUAGGCAUUAUUUGUUAUUGAAUAAUAUAUUUUUUUUUAAAAAUGAGAGAGAGAGAGAGAGAGAUACAGAGAUUUAUGGGCAUCACUUAUUGACUGUUAUUAACUAUCGUAUAAGUAGAAAUUUUAGCGAGACGCAAAUUUAGCGAUUUCUACCUAAAAUAUGGUAUUUUAUUUUUAGCGAGAAGUAAUUUUAGCGAUUUUGAAAUGCUAACUUACUAAAUAAGGUAUUACAAAUAAUACGCAAUUAAUUUUUAGCGAUAUUCAAUUUUAGCGAUUUCAGAACCCUUGCUAAUAAUGCCAAAAUUAAAUCCUCGCUAAAAAUUCUACUUAA
Molecule: messenger RNA, 1033 nt
Organism: Saccostrea cuccullata (small rock oyster)
Lineage: Eukaryota; Metazoa; Mollusca; Bivalvia; Ostreida; Ostreidae
Exons: 2
Coding region: 36-605 (189 amino acids)
Source: RefSeq, a predicted model, not a curated record